CAUGAAUCAUAAUAAGUUAAAUGACUUCGUUAAAUAGUCGAUGCAGUUCAUCGGAUAUUGUUACAGUUUUAUCGGACGAGAGAGAGAAUCAAGAAGACAAGAAUCAAGAUCGGUUUCGUUAAUGGCAAGCCGUGUAGGGAAUCCCGGAAAAAUCGCGAAGAGUCUGCCCCGUUUCGUCCGGCGUCUGAACUCGGCUCCCUCGUCAUUCACCACCCAACUCCCGCCGCCGCUCAACUUUGCCGAAAAGCCCGACCCAACUCCCGCCGCCGCCGCCGCCAAAUCGGUCCUCGACUUUGAGGAUGCCAAGGAGCUGUUUUUGUCGGUGCGGACGUCGAAGUUGGUGAAAUCCGCCGUCGCGCUUCACGUGCUGGCAAUCGAGCCCGCCGUCGACGCGGGUAUUCGGGUGAUGAAUUCGCGGCUCAUGGAGAUUCCGGUGGUUCGGGAAACGGUGAUGGGUCUCGUCGAGCGUACGUUUUACGGCCAAUUUUGCGCCGGCAGGGAUUUGGAGGAAGUUGCCCGGACCGUCGCCGGCAUGUCGGAGACCGGCAUUAAGGCUAUGCUGGAUUACGGGUCGGAGCACUCCCACGACAACGAAUCGUGUGAUCGGAGUAUGAAUGAUAUCCUUCAAACCGUCGACUCCGCCAAGUCUCUACCGCCGGUGAGUUUUGUGGUACUGAAGAUCACAGCAAUCUGUCCUCCAAAAUUGCUGAAACGAGUAAGCGAUUUAUUGAGAUGGGAGUACAAGAAUCCAGCUUUCAAUCUCCCAUGGAAGCAAAAGAGCCUUCCAGUUUUAUCAGACUCCAGUGCUCUUUACCACACGUCCAAAACCCCAGAGCCUUUAACCCAAGAAGAAGAGCGCGAUCUUGAAUUAGGCCAUGAAAGAUUGCAGAAAAUCUGCAGAUCGUGUUUGGAGGCGGGGGUUCCAUUGUUGGUUGAUGCAGAGGACACCACGGUUCAACCUGCGAUUGAUUACAUGACCUAUUCUGCAGCGGUUUCGUACUAUAAAGACGACGGUCCUCUGGUGUUCGGGACAGUUCAGGCGUACUUGAAGGACGCCAAAGAGAGAUUGGUGGCGGUGAAAAUGGCGGCGGGGAAGAUGGGGAUUCCCAUAGGGUUUAAGCUGGUGAGGGGCGCUUAUAUGACGAGUGAGAGUGGGUUGGCUUCAGCUUUGGGGGCUGGAUCUCCGAUUCAUGACACCAUUCAUAACACUCACAAAUGUUACAAUGAUUGCGCUUCUUUCAUGCUCGAGGAGAUUGCGGCUGGCUCUGGAGCAGUUGUUAUUGCUACCCACAAUAUUGAAUCUGGGAAGCUAGCUGCAACUAAGGCAAUAGAUUUGGGGAUCAAAAGGGACAAUCAAAAGCUCCAAUUCGCACAGCUAUAUGGAAUGUCAGAAGGUUUAUCCUUUGGUUUGAAAAAAGCAGGGUUUCAGGUUAGCAAGUAUUUGCCAUUUGGACCUGUGGACCAGAUCAUGCCUUAUCUUCUGAGGAGAGCUGAAGAAAACCGAGGGCUUUUAUCAGCUUCAUCUCUCGACAGACAACUCAUGAGGAAGGAGCUGAAAAGAAGGCUGGCAUCAAUUAUUCUUUAGCAGAGACAAGAUUCCUAGGCCAGCCACAAUCAGUCUUGAUCAUUAGUGGUUAUGUAACUACUAGUUAUUGAUCGCCCAUUGCGCGUUUAAUGUCCCACGUGUAUUAUUAAAUUAGUAUUUCAGAAUUUAUUAAAAUAUUAAUCGA
Messenger RNA from Ipomoea nil (Japanese morning glory), 1730 nucleotides. Its product is annotated as proline dehydrogenase 2, mitochondrial-like. The record is from RefSeq and is a predicted model, not a curated record. Gene Ontology annotation, cellular component: mitochondrion. The transcript has 4 exons. Lineage: Eukaryota; Viridiplantae; Streptophyta; Magnoliopsida; Solanales; Convolvulaceae. Gene Ontology annotation, molecular function: FAD binding; proline dehydrogenase activity. Bases 41 to 1585 code for a protein of 514 amino acids.